AUGACAAGGAAGAGGGAUGCUGCGCUCCAUCCAAGCCGAGCCGGCUGCGCGGUUAUACGCGCGGUGGCACAACUACGGCCAUCUAAAAAGAUGCCAAGCCUUCCUGCGGUUAUCCUGAUUGUGCCAGUGAUGCUGUUAGCCUCGGUCAAGCCAGCAUCAGCUCAUCCCCAAUGCCUGGACUUUAAGCCACCUUUUAAACCUCCAUGGCACCUGGAGUUUUGCAAACAGUAUGAGCAGUUUGGAUGCUGCGACCAGGGAACUGAUAACAUGAUCGCGGAGAGGUACUGGGACAUCAUUGAACAGCUGGAAGCGGCAGGUCAUGAGCUCUGUACCGACAUGCUGAAGGAAAUUAUGUGCCAGGAAUGCUCGCCAUAUGCUGCCCACCUCUACGAUGCUGAGGACCCCUACACACCUGUGAGAGAAAUUCCUGGUCUUUGCUUUGACUACUGCUCUGAGUUUCAUUCCAAAUGUCGCCACGUGCUUAAAUAUUUAACAGUCAACCAGCUGCUGCUGUACGCCGCAGAGCGCGACGUAACCACGUUCUGCAGCAUGGUAGACCUGCCUGACCAAGACUACUGCUACCCCAAUGUUUUGAAAAGCUCUGACCUGAAUAGUAACCUGGGACAGGUGGUAGAGGACCCAAGAGGUUGUCUCCAGUUGUGCCUGACUGAAGUGGCCAACAAUCUCAGGAACCCAGUGCUGAUGCUGCACAGUGGAGAUGACACACACCGAAUGUUUAUUGCAGAACAGAUGGGCUUUGUUUGGGUUUACCUACGCGAUGGCAGCCGGCUGGAGCAGCCUUUCCUGGAUAUGAGCGGGGAGGUGUUGACCACUCCAUGGCUGGGGGAUGAGAGAGGAUUCCUAGGAAUGGCUUUCCACCCAAAGUACCGGGAUAAUGGACGCUUCUUUAUUUACUAUUCCAUCCAGGUCAGCAGUGAGCUGGAAAAAAUCAGGAUCAGCGAGAUGAAGGUGUCUGCCUAUGACAUGAACGUGGCUGAUCCCUACUCAGAGAGGUUCAUUUUAGAGAUCGAGGAGCCAGCUGCAAACCACAACGGAGGCCAGCUGCUUUUUGGUGUUGACGGCUAUUUGUAUAUCUUCACUGGAGACGGUGGAAAAGCUGGGGAUCCAUUUGGGAAGUACGGCAACGCACAAAACAAAAGUGCUCUUUUGGGAAAAGUGCUUCGCAUUGAUGUGGAUGGAAGUGACCCCAGUGGCAUGCCAUACAGGAUCCCCCCUGACAACCCAUUCCUCAGGGACCCAGGUGCCCGGCCAGAGGUGUUUGCUUAUGGGGUAAGAAACAUGUGGCGAUGUUCCGUGGACCGCGGAGACCCGGUGAGCGGCUACGGCAGAGGUCGGAUAAUCUGCGGGGAUGUUGGUCAAAACCGCUACGAGGAGAUUGACAUUAUUAUCAAAGGAGGAAACUAUGGAUGGAGGGCCAAAGAGGGCUUUGAGUGCUACGACAUGAAAUUGUGCCAAAACUCCUCCCUGAAUGACAUCCUCCCUAUAUUUGCAUACAGCCAUCAUGUCGGGAAGUCUGUGACAGGGGGGUAUGUGUACAGAGGAUGUGAAUCACCCAAUCUGAAUGGCUUGUACAUUUUCGGAGACUUCAUGAGUGGUCGAAUUAUGGCAUUAGAGGAAGACAGGACAACAGGAAACUGGAAAGAGAGGAGUGUGUGUAUGGGUGAUACGCAGACUUGCUCUUUUCCCGGACUCAUCAAUAAACACCACAAGUUCAUCAUCUCAUUUGCUGAAGAUGAAGCAGGGGAGCUGUACUUCCUGGCUACGUCAUACCCGAGUGCCAUGUCGGCUUUUGGAACCGUGUUUAAAUUCAUGGACCCCUCCAGGAGAGCACCUCCUGGGAAAUGUAAGCAAAAGCCACUCCCUGUCAAAGUGAGGGGGAAAAAGUUUCCAUUUGUGCCACAGGAAUUGACUGUGCUGGGCACAAAUGAAAAACCUACCAGACCACCGCCAAGAAAAUUCAAACUCCCCACCAAACCGCCGGUGAGGAGCAGCCAGAUCACAACUACGAUGACUGCAGCAGGCAACUCAACGACGGGCACCGCUGUAAAGGUCAAACCGAAAUCAUCGGACAAAGACACGAAGAAGAAAAAUAUGCUGAAACCAUGGAAAAAAGACAAAAUGCUGAACAAGAAAAAAGCCAGCACACAAGCAAAGAAGAAUACUUUGAAGCAGAAAUCUAAGAAGACGACUGUCAGCGUCAAAGAUAAAGUAAAACCAAAGACAAAUCAAACCGCCACAGAGACUUUAAACACUUCAAACGCCCACAAUGGCCUGAAAGAUAACAAAAUCCACACAAAGAGGAAGAUCCCCCAGAGGGAAGCUGCGCAGAAGCAAAGUGGACCAAAGAUGAAGAUUAAAGAAUCUACAAAAGAGUAUCCUGCCUUUGUGAACAAAACUAAGACAAACUUCAACGUAAGAAGCAACAGAACACUGACAAGACAGCUUAAGGUGAAGAGCAAACAAACAUGAGUCUGAUUAUGGCUUAAUCAGAUUUCGUCUUCAUGAAAUGAUAGUGUUGACUGGCACAUCUUAAAGCAAUAGUUCUACUCUUAUUUUCAGCUAUGGGAAGAGUUAUUCCACUCCCAUGUAUGCACAGAGACAGCAGCUUAGUGCAAAGGCUAACGACAGAGGCGAGCUCCUGAAGACUGGCUCUAUCAGAGAAUCAAUUCACCAGCACUUCUAAAGAUUGCUAAUUAUUAUUUCACCUUUAUUGUUGACGCUGGAGUCUCCGAUUCCAGAUAUGAGCAGCCUCUGCCAAAAUGCUGAACAAUUCCUUUAAAGCAGUGUUUCUCAUAUUGGUUACCAGUAGA
This is a messenger RNA of Neolamprologus brichardi, 2831 nucleotides long. It is a transcript of the gene hhipl2, whose product is annotated as HHIP-like 2. The record is from RefSeq and is a predicted model, not a curated record. NCBI's taxonomy places the organism in Eukaryota, Metazoa, Chordata, Actinopteri, Cichliformes, Cichlidae.